AUGAAGUUCACCAACUCUGUUGCCCUCACCCUGGCCACCGCGGGCUCCCUGGUGGCCGCCCACGGCCACCAGCACCAGCACCGUCACCACCCCAAGCGCAACGCUGAUGCCGACACCGUCGCGGUGCCCGGCCCCGUGGUGUACGACUUUGUCAUCGCCGACGGCGAAAAGCUCGAGGCUGUCUCUCUGGAAAAGGCGUGCGACGGUUUGCGCGACAAGGAGUUCAAGUGGGCUGAUGAGCCCGUCUGGGCCGCUUGCUCGACCAGCACCAGCACCACCACCACUACCACGUCGACUCCCACCCCGACCCCGACUCCUGCUGUGCUCCAGGAGACCUCGGCGGAAAUCACCCCGACGACCACCACGACGACCACCACCACCACCACCGCUCGCCCGGCUCCCACCGCUACCUCGAGCGCCACUGGCCUUGAUGCGGACUUCCCCGAUGGCGAGAUUGACUGCACCGACUUCCCCUCGAACUACGGUGCUAUUCCUCUCGACUACCUGGGCCUGGGUGGCUGGACCGGUAUCCAAUACGCUUCGUGGACCGAUGAGCUGAUCAGCGAUAUCGUCACCGCCGUGGCCGGCGAUGACUGCCACGAGGGUGGUAUGUGCUCGUACGCUUGCCCCCCUGGUUACCAGAAGUCGCAGUGGCCCUCGAAGCAGGGCAGCACUGGCCAGUCCGUCGGCGGUCUGCAGUGCUCGGGUGGCAAGCUGUACCUCACCAACGCCGCGCUGAGCAAGAAGCUUUGCAUGCCCGGUGUCGGCGGUGUCUUUGUCCGCAACGAGAUGAGCAAGCAGGCCGCCGUCUGCCGUACCGACUACCCCGGUACCGAGUCCGAGACCGUCCCGCUGGCGGCCCUCGUUGGUGGUACCCACCCGCUGACCUGCCCCGACGCCAACAACUACUACAAGUGGCAGAACUCGGCCACCUCGGCCCAGUACUACGUCAACCCGGCCGGUGUCUCGACCGAGGCUGGCUGCCAGUGGGGUGACGGCUCCUCGCCCAUUGGCAACUGGGCCCCGAUGAACCUGGGUGUUGGCCAGACCAGCUCCGGCAAGUGGCUGUCCAUGUUCCAGAACACCCCGACCACCAACGUCCCGCUUGACUUCAAGGUCAAGCUGGUCGGUGACGACCUGGGCGCCGAGUGCAAGUAUGAGAACGGGCAAUUCUACCAGAACGGCAGCCCCAUCGACAACGGCUGCACCACCCAGGUCAUGUCCGGUGACGCUACCUACGUUUUCUACGAGUAG
Messenger RNA from Penicillium riverlandense, 1254 nucleotides. RefSeq names its product SUN family protein UTH1 (gene sun1). The coding region runs from base 1 to 1254 and encodes 417 amino acids. Gene Ontology annotation, biological process: fungal-type cell wall organization. The transcript has a single exon. The record is from RefSeq and is a predicted model, not a curated record. Lineage: Eukaryota; Fungi; Ascomycota; Eurotiomycetes; Eurotiales; Aspergillaceae. Gene Ontology annotation, cellular component: fungal-type cell wall; cell surface.